AUAAUGGGCGUACCGGGUUUCUUUAAGUGGUUAUCUUUGCGUUAUCCUCAUAUUAUAGAAACAGUCAAAAAACCACCUCGCAGCAAAACAGAUUUUUUAUAUUUAGAUAUCAAUGCUUUAUUUCAUGUUGCAACUCGUAAUAAAGCCAGCUCUAAAAAAAAACAUCGGACCCCACGUAGAGUAUUAUCAAAAGUAUUUAAAGAAAUGGACGCUGCGUUCAACAUUUGUGAACCACAAGUAUUAGUAUAUAUAGCAAUGGAUGGUGUUGCUCCUAGAGCGAAAAUGAAUGAACAAAGGUCAAGAAGAUAUUUGGCUCAAGAUAAUCAUAAAUCAAUUCUACCUUCUAGUCCAAGCAAUACUUCUAUUUCAGGCAAUAUUUCAUCAAGUGAAUCUUCAGAUGAUGCUUCAAAAAAUGAAAAAGAUGGAAAAGAUUCAGGAUUUUUUGUUCCAGUUGAUUCCGUUUCUAUAUCAGCGGGAACAUCUUUUAUGCAAGCGGCGAAUGAUGCAAUUAGAUAUUACAUUUAUCAACGUUUAAAUGGUAGAGCAAGAAACCUUCAAAUAAUAUUCAACGAUUCGAGUGUAGCAGGUGAAGGUGAACACAAAAUAUUUCGAUUUUUAAAUACACAACGUAAACAUCCAGGCUAUAAUUCGAAAUUCAAACAUACGGUUUGUGGGGGAGAUGCUGACUUCAUCAUGUACGCUUUGUUAACACAUGAACCUAACCUGCGCAUUUUACGACCCGGAGUUGACGGCAAAGAUGUUGUGCUUAACAUAAGUAAACUUCGUAAACAUAUUGUACAUGAUAUGGUAGUACCUCAAUUAAAUAAAGUGAUUAACGAGGAGAAUAUAAUCGAAGAUUUUGUAUGUAUCGUAAACUUACUUGGGAAUGAUUUUUUACCAAGAGUAACUUAUCUACGUGAAACAGGAGUGGAUCUCUUAUUCAAAGCAUACAGAAAUUAUUUCAAUGAAUCUCGUACUUAUAUUAUCAACAAAGGAGGUUUUAUUAACAUGGACCGAUUUCUCAGGUUUAUCAAGUUUUUAGAAGAUGUGAUAUUUGGUCGUCGCAUGUCAAAUUUGAGUUUUACUUCAAUAGGAAACAUUAACGAAGCUGCGAUCAGAGCUAAUGAUUAUGUAAAGACGAUUUGUUGGAUUUUACAAUAUUAUUCUGGUGAAUGCCCAAGUUGGAGAUUCUAUUAUCCUCAUCAUAAACCGCCAUCUAUUCAUGAUAUAUUGAAUCAUGUAAAAGCAGAAAAUUUCGACCAAACUUUUACUAAGGACACUCCAAUGCGACCAUUUGAGCAAUUAAUGAGUAUUAUACCUCCAGUAUGUCAUUAUCUUUUGCCCGAGCCUUUCCGUGAUUUACUUACAGACCCAAAGUCACCAAUUGUAAAAUAUUAUCCAAGAGAAUAUAGUUGUUCAAACUCUAAAGCUGUCUUGCCGUUUAUCGAUGAGAAGGUUUUAUCAGAAACAAUGGCACCACGAUAUUCUUUACUAAGUCCUGAAGACGAACGUAGAAAUAAUGUCAAUGGAAACAUACAAAUUUAUGCAGGUCGAAACUCAUCAUCCUAUUCAAUAAUCUAUUCUCUUUGUACGGCGAGAGGUGGAAAAUUCGUUUUUCCUGCGGACUCGAAAUUCUAUGGGCAAUUAUUUUAUGAUGGACAAAUGCGGAUAUCAAUUGACUCGCCUAUUAACGAAUGGAGCAAAAUUUAUCGUAAUUCAGUAGUUAAUGCUGAGUACAAGUUGCCAUGUGUCCCUGACAACUUGUCGAAAUUACAGCUUCUUCUUAAUAUUACUGCAACGCUAUCUUCAUCCAAUAAAAAUGAGGCGCUUUUUAAUUAUCAACCUUCUUCAUCAUCGUGUUCUAAUAAGAAUGAGCAAAAAUCUAAAAUUAUUCCAAACUCAAACUUGAUAAAGGACAAUAGGAAUAUGUAUGAGGGAUACUCAGAAUACCAAUCAAAUGCAAGUACUGGGUAUUUAACAAAUCAAUCGAAUGUGGAAACUUCAGUACAGCUGAGACCUACUUCUGUCAAUUUGACAAAUUUGACAUCUCAAUCUCGAAAUUAUGGAACAACAACAAAUUUACGUCAUAACAAAUCAAAGAUAGACCAAUUAUUUUCAGACAGUUAUACUAAUGGUCAAUACAGAAGAAGCGUGGCACCUCAAGCAAAAGUUCAAAAUAAUGUUAGAUAUUCUGCUAAUCGAAAUCAAACGAUUUCGACAUAUAAUAAUCAAAAUAUCAGACAAGAAGGACAAUUUAAUUCUUUCAAUACUGUAAAUAAUGGUAAUAUAAAUUAUUCCCGGAAAUAUUAAAUAAAUGAUAUUUACAAUUUAGUUAUUAAAUUAUUCAA
This is a messenger RNA of Rhizophagus irregularis DAOM 181602=DAOM 197198, 2348 nucleotides long. RefSeq lists its product as uncharacterized. The record is from RefSeq and is a predicted model, not a curated record. Lineage: Eukaryota; Fungi; Glomeromycota; Glomeromycetes; Glomerales; Glomeraceae. Gene Ontology annotation, molecular function: nucleic acid binding; exonuclease activity.